CUGGCUUGUUUAGGGGAGGGCAGCUUUUCUCCCCGAGUUCCGCCUCUGGCUGGGGAUCCCGUGGACGGAGCCGGCAAAAGCAGCGGGCAAGUCGGGCCGGCGGCACACAUCGUCUCGGUUCAUGAUUUGGAUACCAUGGAGGAAAUGGUAGGCACACUGCUGAACAGAAGAUGUGAUUCCAGAAAACAUGGGGUUGCAGGCUUGCUUACAAAGCACCUCCGGAAGGCCUUGCAUCUCUCUUCUCCAGUGGCUCUUUCUCAGCAUUGUACAGGUUCCUGUCCAGACUUGAUAAUGAGCAGGAAUGAAGCUCUGGAGCAAAAGAGCAGCAGGGAGGCCUCCUCCAGGAUCCAAUCACCUACGAAGACUCACCGAGUGUUGUGUUUAUCAUUGUCCUCAGAUGGUGUCAGGCAGCACAACAGCAUGGUUUCUCCAGAUAAUCUUGAUGCUCAGAUGAAGCAGGUUUACAGUGGUGGGGCAGCUAGCAGCACAGGUUCUUUGGAACGAGCAUCAUUAUUCUGUGUCCCUGUACUGAAUUCCUCAUCCAGAUCCUCCCUGCCCAAGCAAAGAGAAGCUCUAUCCAAGUCCAAGUCUUUUGUGAAGUCCUUUUUGUCUACACCAUUGCUGCAGAAUAACAGCUCUGAAUGUGAUAACAGUCUCCUUUAUAUUUCUGAUUCCAAGAAGAAUUACUGUGGGACUCUCAAAUCAGGAAUGGACCAUGAGGCUGAGAUAGUAACAGUGCCCAGCUUUAACCAGUUGGAGCCACUCAUCUGCAGGGUAACAGACGGCAUAUAUGUGGGCAACCUCAGUGCAGGUUACAGUGGUCAAACACUGUGCAAGAACAACAUUGACAGCAUCAUCGACAUGAGCAGUUUGCCUAGGGAAUGUAGACUGAACUUUAUCCCUUGCACCUGUCGCCGAGGAUCCCAGCAUAGCUGGUCCCGCCUCAAGGUGCAUAUCCAGGGCCCCUUGGAAGAGGAUUGCCCUUCCCUGCAGCAGACAUGCUUCUGGGACAUCAAUGCAUGCAUUGAUGCCUCUCUGGAGAAAAGGAAGCGGAUUCUGAUUCAUUGCCGUGAUGGUUAUUCUCUGGCUCCUACCUGUGUCAUCCAGUACUUCAUGGUGAAACAUCGCAUGAGGCUGCUGGCUGCUUAUGAGUUUGUCAGGGCAAGGUACCCAGUAAAUAUCCGGGAGUGCCACCGUGACCUGCUGGUGGGUUUGGAGAGGUCUCUGUGGCCAGGAGAAUUGGACAUGGAGAAUUUCAAACAGGCCAUGUCAAGGAAGAUAGCAUGGACGUAAUGGCCAGAUUUAUAGGUGAAGGUGGGUGUUUGAUGCACAUAGAGCUGCUUCAGUCAUACAGAAAGGGGAGCAGCAAAUGUAUGGGGUACGAGGCCAGAUGCUUCGUUUUGCCUCCACCUCCUUUCCUGGUACGUGGUUUGUACCUUGGAGUACAGGGAUGAGAAGAACAUUUCAAAUUUCUCCUCCUUGUCAACAUACCUGGCUGAAAAAAAAAUAGGAUCUCUGCAGGAAUUUUUUUUUUUACAUUUUGGUAUUUUUUGUGAAAAACCCAUUUGCACAAAAAAAAGUAGAUGCUUUGUGCAAUUUUUGUGCUAAAUGUCUAUUUUGCAUGAAGUGCACUGUUUCUGUGCCAAAACCAGUUUCCACCCCACAAAAAUGGUUUUUUUUCCAGAAACAUUUUUAUUAUAAACAAGUUAAAAAUGUGAACAAUUUUUGGAAAAUUUAUCCAAAACAUUUGUCAUUUCACUGGGAUUUUUUAAAAAAAUGCUUUGUUUGUGUAUGAAUGUACAAAUGAUAUAAGUUCUGUAUCACUAGAAGGGAAAAUGCAGGCCUAAGAAGGCUCCAUUUUUUAAAUCCAAGCUCAUCUAAAUUACAAUUCCCAACAUUUCCUCAACCAGCAUGACUAUACUGCAGCUUUGCGGGGCUUGGGGGAAGAAGGGGUCUGGAAACUAAUCCAAAGUCUAAUUUCCCCAAACUCUGACUUUUAGUUGUUUGACUUUGAAUCCCCAUUUCCCCUUUCUGUGAGAAAGUUGGCAUUCUAAAAGUUAGGAUUUUUAAAAAAUAAUAAAAUGUUCUCUUAACACUGUUCACUAUUUUUUAAAAAACGAUGCUUUUCCUUGUAAGAGAAAAGGAAUUUCCAGUAACUGAAGUUUCACUUCCCAACUACUGUGAAUCUUUGGCUGGAUCUACACUGCCCUAUAUCCCAGAUUAUCUGCUUACCCUAGACUUUCUUGAAGUGUCAACUCAUAUAAUCCAGCCCAAAGCAGAUAAUCUGGGAUCAGAUCCUGGGAUAUAGGGAAGUGUAGAUCCUGUCUUAGUAAUACUACUGAUUUCUUUAAGAUGAUAAUGGUACCCCCAAAACCAACCAUUUGAAGUUUGUUGGUAACUGUGGAAAAAGCAAUUAGUCAAGACUGAAGCAUGACCAAGAUAUGGAAACAUGUCAAGUCCUAGUGGUCUACACAAACCUCAGCUUGAACAGGAAGCCCUUCCUAUCCAAGAAUACUAAUGGCCAACCUUUCUAGGUGUAAGGAUUAGAAAAUUGCCUUGUUGUUACAAUAAAACUAUGAAUUCCUCAGAAAGCUAAAUAGUGCAUCCCAUACCAAAGCCUUUGGUUUUUUGCAUGUGCUCCUGUGAAUUUCAGUGGUCUUUCUGAGCCCUCACUUAAAUGCUGCAUAGGCAGUUUGAAAAUACAUGUGCUGAAUUGCCUCCUUUAGCUGCUAGGCCUGUUAACAAAACUGUAAACAUGGUAACUCAGCAUUUACAAGAGAUAUGGUAGGUCUCUUGUCAAGGAAAUCUUGAAAUUAGGCUCCACAUUAAACAUCCUAGUCUAUCUCAGGAAAACAUUUUAGCUCUAAUGAGGUGUGAACUUGUGAAAUCCCAAUAUCUGUGUAAAAGCCUGUAAAUGAAGGAGUGGCUUGUCAGGCGUGGAGUUUAAUGAUGGUGCUUAACAAUUAUGGUUUCUACUUGGAAUAAAAUAGGUAUUUAUUAA
This is a messenger RNA of Anolis sagrei ordinatus, 3001 nucleotides long. RefSeq lists its product as uncharacterized. NCBI's taxonomy places the organism in Eukaryota, Metazoa, Chordata, Lepidosauria, Squamata, Anolidae. Gene Ontology annotation, cellular component: cytoplasm. Gene Ontology annotation, molecular function: protein tyrosine/threonine phosphatase activity; MAP kinase tyrosine/serine/threonine phosphatase activity; MAP kinase tyrosine phosphatase activity. Gene Ontology annotation, biological process: protein dephosphorylation; negative regulation of MAPK cascade. The record is from RefSeq and is a predicted model, not a curated record.